AUGGCUUCUCCAUCGGGGAGGCAGUGUAAUUGUCUUCUGGAGGAGGUUAUGCGAAUGGGUAACCGUGAUAGCUCAUAUGAUCAUAUGUUUGCUAACGACGACACGCGCGGAUUGUGUCUUGAGUGGUGGCUUCUUAAACGACACGACACGACACCCAGACUGGACAUGGCGGUUGUGCACUCAUGCACGUUUUUAUUAACUGAUUAUAGAAACCCGGCAUUUGUUCUAGCUUGGAUUCUCCGAGUGAUACAACGUGACCCUACACCGCAUCAGUCCUUGGUCAGAGUUCUUGAACACGACAGUGGAAUGGUUGCGCCAUGGGCGUCCGAGGAACAUGCUGUUGUCCGUGGCAUUCUCGACGGUGAUGAGCUUGGCAUUGUCAAAUACGUAGGCACCAAAGUAAGAAGAGUUCUCACGGCCUUGGGCUGUGAUAUAGCCAGCGCGCGAGGAGGCCAGGAUAGCGUCUUGGAAGUAUGCGAGACCGCGCAUGCCGAAGAUGUAGUCUACGGCGCCCUUGAUGUAGACGUUGCCAAAGAAGGCGGUGCCGUUUUGGGGCAUACUUGGAAGGAUGUUGCCUUUCUGCGACUUGAUGUUCUUGGUGUAGCCCUGGAAGACGGUUGGGCCUGGACGCCAGAGUACCACUUGCCCCUUGUAGGUUCCGGGGUAAAUGAAGAUUGUCUGCGAGGAGGUGUCAUUCGGGAGGGCCCAGACGGCGUCUUGCACCUAUACAUUGGGGGAACUGCUAUUGAUGUCGACUACAACAGAGCCCUUGGGGGGCUUUGUGAUGCCGGUUGCGACAGCCAGUGUUACUGGGAGCAGGAGCAGGAGGUUGAGGAUAUGCAUCGUGAUCGUGAUAUAGAACAGCUACGAACUAACGUUUCUGCGGUACGAUUUGGAUUGAGAUAUUUAAAGAUGCUCAAUUGGAUUGGCUGCAUCAUUUAUAUACUGCGAUUUCUCCAUAACUCCGAACAUCAGCAUUGCAAGGUCUGGAGAAAGAACCACAUCCAUAAUCCCUGGAAGGAAAAACUCACAGCAAUCAAAAACCAAUCUUUCCAAGCCUCUAGGGUUUAUAUUGCAAUUGCAUUGUAUUCGCGUACAGCAUAUGCCCCCCACCCCGGAAAAAUGACGUUUGGAUGGAUGGAGAUGGCCGUUAACUCUGAAUCGAUACCCACCUUUUCGUCGCAUGUAGCUGCUAGCUCAAGAAUCAGAAGCAGUACCUGA
Molecule: messenger RNA, 1221 nt
Organism: Morchella importuna
Lineage: Eukaryota; Fungi; Ascomycota; Pezizomycetes; Pezizales; Morchellaceae
Exons: 10
Coding region: 1-1221 (406 amino acids)
Source: RefSeq, a predicted model, not a curated record